AUGACUCGGCAGAUUGUACUCCGAUCGCCGUCGCUGAACCGGCGCCAUCCCCUACUGGCGAGCAAGUCCACGUCGUCGAAUUGCUCCGGUGGCGGGAACGUGCGGUUCGCGGAGGUCGUUGGUGGGACGACGGCGGAUUGUGCGGCCGUGUGCUGCUGCUGCCCGUGCGGGAUCGUCAACCUCCUGGUGCUGGCCGUCUACAGGCUGCCGGCGGGGAUUUACCGGAAGGCGCUGCGGAAGAGUCGCCGGCGCCGGCUAAAAAAGAAGGGUUUGCUCCCGCCGAAGACCUCCCAUUGCAAUUGCGAAUUCGACGACGCGGAGUUUCAAAUCCACCCCAUCUCGGUCGACCUGUCGCAGGCGCUGACUGAUAUGCCGGAGAAGUCGCUGGAAUCUGACAAAGAUGUGCUUGAACUGGAGAAGGAAAUGUGGGAUAGGUUCUACAGUACUGGCUUCUGGAGAAGUCCUUCUCAGAGGGAGUAA
Messenger RNA from Cornus florida, 480 nucleotides. RefSeq lists its product as uncharacterized. Bases 1 to 480 code for a protein of 159 amino acids. Lineage: Eukaryota; Viridiplantae; Streptophyta; Magnoliopsida; Cornales; Cornaceae. The record is from RefSeq and is a predicted model, not a curated record. The transcript has a single exon.